This is a messenger RNA of Staurois parvus, 912 nucleotides long. Lineage: Eukaryota; Metazoa; Chordata; Amphibia; Anura; Ranidae. The record is from the annotation of a GenBank genome assembly.
AUGGCAUCCAAGUUUCUUAAGCGUCUCCGUCCUUCCACACUUAAAGAUCAAAGGGGCCCUGGACCACCUGAGGAACCGCCAGAGACUGCAGAAUUAGUGGAUGAUCCGGACAUGGCAGUACGGCUGAGUGGAACCCUUAGUUUGAGUGAAGACAGCCUUGGUUCUGAGGAGAGCGAUGGAACAGAAGGUAGAUUGCUGGAGGAGCCGAAUGCCCGUCCUCUUUUGACACAACAACUGAGAGAGAUGUGGGCAAAUACUCAAGAUCACAGUGUGCCCAUCAGGUUGACGUUCGAGGUGACCGAGGCUAAUAUUGUGCGUGACAUACAUGCCAAGUAUGUGAUGUACACCAUUUACCUUGUACACUCGGGACAAUAUGAUCCUUCACCUGCCUUUAUCACCUGUCGAUACUCGGAUCUGGAGCGGCUGAGGAAAAGCUUGCGCUCUCGUUAUCCUGAAGAAAUGAACAAUGUGUCUUUUCCUCGUAAGCGUCUGCAUAAGAACUUCACAGCGGAAACCAUUGCAAAACGCAGCCGUGCCUUUGAGCAGUUCCUCUGCCACGUGUCUUCCCUACCCACUCUACGAUACUCUCCACAGUUCCUGGGAUUCUUCUACUUGAGUGACAUGCAGAAGGCCCAGCAAUUUACAUGUACAGGAUUAUAUAAUCUAGCACUCCCGAAAUGGACAAAUUGUUGGCGCCUCCAUGAAAAGCUUUGUCCAACGUGGGCGUCUACCCACCGACUGACUGUGCUCGCUGGGCUGGUGGUGUGCCACCAGGAGCUGGAUGCACUGGCUGAUGCACAGGCAUACAGUGAACAGGCAGUAGCUCUUCAACAGGAUUCACAAGAGCAAAACAUGACUUUCCUUAUUGCGUUCCUCCAGGCCCACAUCCAGUUGUCUUGGAGAGUGGGGAGA